UCAUCUGCAGCGCUAAACUCUAUACUGCACCGCUACCUGAGAGAAAGAGAGAGCAAAUGAAAGAGAGAGAGCAAGCGAGCGCGCGCUCCAAGUGCAGGUUUCUGGGUUGGCAGCAGAGCGCGCGAAUAGAGCGUGGCACGCGGAAUAUUGGCCAAAAUUACCACGAACUCAAACAUCAGGAGACUCUCUGGGGGGAAGCGAUCAAGAACGCCAUCCUUCAUAAACCUAUUUCUCCUAAACGCUCAAAUUAUCCGGGCAGGAGCAGCCAUGCCAUUUGGCUGUUUGACUCUGGGAGAGAAGAAGGACUAUAACAGUCCUUCAGAGGUCACUGAUAAGUAUGACCUGGGACAGGUAGUGAAAUCGGAGGAGUUUUGUGAAAUCUUCAGGGCGAAGGACAAGAACACACUGAAAAUGUACACCUGUAAAAAGUUCCUGAAGAAAGACGGGAGAAAAGUACGGAAAGCAGCCAAAAACGAGAUUCUCAUCUUGAAAAUGGUGAAGCAUCAUAACAUCCUCCAGCUGGUAGAUGUCUUUGAGACGAGAAAAGAGUACUUCCUCUUUCUGGAGCUGGCCACAGGAAGGGAGGUGUUCGACUGGAUCUUAGACCAGGGCUACUACUCAGAACGUGACACCAGCAAUGUGAUUCGGCAGGUGCUCGAGGCUGUGGCUUACCUGCACUCUCUCCACAUCGUUCACAGAAACCUAAAGCUGGAAAAUCUGGUCUACUAUAACCGUCUGAAGAACUCAAAGAUUGUAAUCAGUGACUUUCAUCUGGCCAAACUGGAAAAUGGUCUCAUCAAAGAGCCAUGUGGCACACCAGAGUACCUUGCUCCAGAGGUGGUUGGCAGACAGAGAUAUGGCAGACCAGUGGACUGCUGGGCCAUCGGGGUGAUCAUGUACAUCUUACUGUCAGGAAACCCACCUUUUUAUGACGAGACAGAAGAUGACGAUUAUGAUAAUCAUGAUAAGAACUUGUUCCGGAAAAUUCUGUCUGGAGACUACGAGUUUGACUCACCCUAUUGGGAUGACAUCUCAGAUUCAGCAAAAAGCCUAGUUGCAUGUUUAAUGGAUGUGGACCAGGACCAAAGACUGACUGCACAGGAAGCCAUCAACCAUGAGUGGAUAUCUGGAAAUGCUGCCUCAGACAAGAACAUCAAAGAUGGCGUUUGUGCUCAGAUUGAGAAAAACUUUGCUAAAGCUAAAUGGAAGAAAGCUGUUCGUGUGACCACCAUGAUGAAGAGACUCAGGGCUCCAGAUCAGAGUGACUCUGGAGCCUCUAGUCCUGCACUGGGAGCCUCAGGAGGACCUGUUACCCCCAGCCCCACCCCUGUUCCAAUGGCUGCCACACCAGUGCCUCCCCACAGCACCCUGGUAGGCCCAGAUCACCCCGAGGCCCAGGGACAGGAGGCAUCAGCUCCAACACGGUGUAAUGGAGAGAUGUUGACAUCCCAGCAGCGUUAGUGAGGAGACAAGGGAAGGAUAGAAUGGCUGAUUACAUUCAGAGAAAUAUAGUAACAAAUAGAGCAGCACCAUAUUGAAAUCUAAUGGUGGAGCAAAGUUCAAUUGUGCUUAAAAGCUUGAUCGCCAUUUUACAUUUUCAUUUGUGCAAAAUGCUAUAAUCUACGAAGACUUGCAGACCCAUAGUAGUCUAAGGCCCGGUUUCACAGACAGAGCUUAGCCUAAGCCAGGAUUAGGCCUUAGUUCAAUUAGGAUAUUUAAGUAACUUUUAUAAAUGUACGCUUAAAAAAAAAACAUUACUGAUGUGCAUCUUGAGACAAAACAAUGGCAAUGACAUAUUUUAAGAUAUGUCAGUACAAGUUGCUUUCAGUUAAAACAGCUCAAACAUGCAUUUUAGUCCAGGACUAGCUUAAGCCUUGUCUGUGAAACCGGGGGUAAAUGUAUUUUCUUAAAUAGCUUUAUCGAAGAAAUAUUGGUUGUUACUUCUCAAAUAAUAAAGUGAUUUAAUUUUCUAAAUUUGCCAUUGUUAAUUCAAAUCAAUUCAAUUGCUGCCAUUACAGUUUAUUUAUUUGGUUCUUAGUGUUACUAAGUUUAUGUGGUUCAAAUAUUUUCAGCUUUAUUUGUUACAUACCUGAAACUUGCAUAUAUUUUCCCACAUUCCUUGGAACAUUUUUUAUAAAAUACAACCAAAUGAGAUUAAUCUAAAAGCAUUAAAGAAGAUAAUUCACUUAAACACAAACAAAAUUAAUAUUAUGCUUUUAAAUCUGGAUAAAAAAAAAUGGUUUGACUUUGAUUUAGACUUUUAUAUAGACUUUCUCCAAUUGUCUGUUCGAUGCAGAAGAGCACAGCUGCUGAAUUAUAAUAUAUAUCAAUAUUUUGUGUCAUAAUAUUGGCUAACUAGCAACUUAAAACUGCUGCUGUACUUCAUUAGUGUACAAAUCAUAUGUUAUGUUAUCAAUACUAUCAUCAUAUCAAUAUAAUUUGGUGUUUUUGUACUGCUGAAUCAUGUUUCUUUUUCUUUCGCUGUACAAUCUUACAAGAAAUUAUGUAGCUCUUUUUAUUCAAUCUGCCCUUAUGUCUGUAUUCUGAAGAGCACUGCAUUUUAUAUGGAGUACAACUGGUUUCAUUGAGUCUGAUACACUGAGACCUACGGGUUUCUAGAACUUUCUGUAAAUGUGCAGUACAAAUGAAGCAAUAUGAAUAUUGCUGUAAUACUGUGAAACUGCUAUACAGGUGAUAAGAUGUUCCUGCCAUAUUUCAUACAGGUAGCCAAGCAAUUUGCUCUUGAUGGUUGUUUGCGUACUCAACAUGAUCUUAUAGCUGUAUAUUAUGUCCAGUUAAUGUAUUCUGCCAAAAUCCAGCUUUUAUUUUUACUGUCCAUGUGGAGAGAGAUGAAACAAAAUGUCUUUAAACUGCAAAUCCCGCUGUAGCUACUGUCCAUUAUGGCCUAUUUAUUUGUUUAUUGUUGUUAGUUUUAAUUGUCUUUAGCAUGACCCAUGGUGAUCACAAUCACAUGUUUAUUUUUAAGCAUUUGCUAAAUAUAAUCCUCAUUGUACAGUAUAGCUUCACUGAGUUUUAUCUGUUAGUAUUAUCUCAGUAAUGUAAAAGGUACUGUAAGGACGUACAUUUUGUUUGACCGCUAUGUGCAUUAGUUUGACUUCAAAUGAAAAUCAGAUCAAAUUUUCUCCUGUUUAUGUUUUCCUCUUUAGGAUGCACUGACUGCAGGCUCUGUAAACAUUGAAAUAUAUUUUCUGAGAAAAGUUUUCGUAAUAGAAGACAGAGCAGAAAAAUAAGUGAUUGUGCAAAAUCAAAGUUAAAUAUGUGUGAUUCAUCAUUAUCAUGUAUCGGCUCAGCCUAAAGUAUUUGUCACUGUUUAUCUGUGGCUUCUGUAUUUUGUUACUCGAUAUGCAGAAUAAAUGUUUUUGGACAGUGUAAGUAUC
Ctenopharyngodon idella (grass carp) is the source of this 3398-nucleotide messenger RNA. It is a transcript of the gene camkva, whose product is annotated as CaM kinase-like vesicle-associated a. Bases 268 to 1461 code for a protein of 397 amino acids. The transcript has 11 exons. The record is from RefSeq and is a predicted model, not a curated record. Gene Ontology annotation, molecular function: calcium/calmodulin-dependent protein kinase activity; ATP binding; calmodulin binding. Gene Ontology annotation, biological process: peptidyl-serine phosphorylation. Lineage: Eukaryota; Metazoa; Chordata; Actinopteri; Cypriniformes; Xenocyprididae. Gene Ontology annotation, cellular component: intracellular anatomical structure.